AGUUCAUUCCAGGAACCAUAUUUUUUAUCUGCUAUGUUCCCCGUCACUUUUUCGCUAAUAAAACAUCCAUCUCCAUGGCCCCUAGUGCCCUUUUGGAAUUUCCAUUUGUUCUCUCUUCCUUCGUCCACCACUUCUAUCGUCUCUGCGAAGUCUCUUUAUCUUUUUUCCAUUUGUUAAAGCAUUAAAGAAAAAUACAUUUUUCGCCGUCUUAAUUUCCCUCGUCCUGCUUUUUUCAGCAAGACGUUCUUAUUCAGUAUAAUUUGUUUUUAGUUUUGUUGACCAACAUGUCGUCUCCCAUUCGCAAUGGCAAUAGAAAGGAGCAACAGGAGGAUGAUGCGGUUCCUGCAAAUGCAUCGAUAAAUCGACGGCCAUCGCGGAUCUCCCGAAACAGUGGUGAGUUCAACGUCCAAAACGUAAUGUUGUCGAAUGCCGGCAUUCCGGUCCCAGGCUCCACGGAAGAUGAACCACCUGCGGAUGUUGCGGCGGGCGCAGCCAGCAAGGAAGCUGCGGGAGGACCAGCGCCACGCCGAAGCAACGUUACGUCUGAAGUAACUGGUGGGAGUGCAGACGGUGGAGACAGUGCCCGGAAUACGUACGCCGCAGUCGCGAGACCCACUACUGGUGCUGCAGGAGCACCUGUGCGGAAGAGCGCGGUUGCCGAUGGCGCGCAAGUCGGUGUUGCUGCGACAGGGGCGGCGAAAUCGACUCGCGUUGCGUCGAAUGAAAACGAAGUGACCGGCGAGCGCAAGAGUAAGAUACUCACGUCCCAGGGCAUACCGCUGUAUGCUAUGAACCGCGCGUCCUCGCCUCUCGGAGCCGCCGGGGGCAACAGAUCAACAUGUGCUGGGGGGGGAGACAUUCGGGAAAGAACGAAGAGUGGCAAUCAUUUUACUAUGAACGGCAUGCUGCACUCUUUUGUCCAAGCUUACGCGGAGGAGGAGGCAACAAAUGCGCAAGCGGACCCAGACAGCCUUCUGUCGUUGUACCAGCUUGGCGGGGGCGCGACUACGGGGAGCACGUCGGCCAAAGCUGCAAUGAAGGCGAUAACGUCCUCUGGCUCUGGGAAGCUUGCCACCGCGCUCAUGGGGGAGAAAGCAGGAGCGCAAGGCGCAGAGGGCUCCGGGACUGCAAUUGCUCCUCUGGGCAGCGGGGAAGAUCGUGCAGGAGCAGCAGGUGCGCCGCAGGCACAGGAGGACCCCGAAGACCAGCUGAACGCGGAGAUCGCCGCAGCCCAGGCGGAUGCGGAUCGCUUCACUGGCAAGAGGAGCUACAGGGACGACGAGAAUUACACUGACAAGUGGGGAAUGACGGACCUGGAACGUAAAGCCGUGGGCCUGCCCUCGCGUCAAGAAGCUCGCUACCAAACGCAGAAAGCCAGAGAAAUGCGCAAGACGCUCCAUGCUUUGGACGCUAUCAUGGCAAAAAUGCGAUGGGACGUGCUCCGCAAAAACGCGAAAGUGGACGGCGGUGGCGAAGAAAAACUCGCAGAACACAUGGAUGUACUUCUUAUCUUCUUGUACAAUAACCAGAACCAGACCUCCUCCUACUUCUAGCACCACUUCUCAUCUCGCAAACGGCAUUGAUUUUUAUUUUAGUUCUUUAAUAUUGGUCGACAUGACAGCAGAUGAACAAGUUUGUUGGAAGAAAAUAAACUCGAAGAACUACAACUUGUAUUUCGACGCCUAUAAUCAUAGAAGUGCGCCUGUGGAUGAAUCUUUAUAGUUCACAGCAGCUAUCCCUAUCUAUUGUACUUGAGAGUGGAAGAUUCUGCCUUUGAGAAAUAGAGCACAAAGCAGCACACCGUAAGUAAGAACUUUGAGUAAAAACUUUGAAAACAGACUGGUAAAUGAAAAAUAAACUACACAUCGACCACUGAUGAACCUGGCAGGUUGUCGCUUUGAUGGAUAAGCUCGAGGACUUGACGAAGAAUCUGAAUGGGCGGCCUGAGUGGGAGAAGCGUUUUCACCUGCGAAACGAGGUCUUCAUGCAGGCGAAGAAGCUGAAAAUGGAACAUAAUAAAGCAUGGGGGUCGAAAUUUAUCCUGCAUACAAUGAGCGCGAAGCCCGCAUUGGACAAACGCGGACUUGCGCAAUGGUUGCGAAGCGAAGACGAGGCUCUGGAAUGGCCGUCCCGCGGUCACUACCUCUACGCCCGUGCAUGCCAAUUGCUCAACGACAGACUGAGCAGGGAAGAGAAGCGAGCCAAAGAAAUCCUGGAUAAGGAUGCGGCCGAUUGUAAGCUAUCUUGAAUAUUGACGCAGAUGUUGAUUUUGCAUCGUCCUUGGUCGUAGAGGGCCGCGGACGUGGCAGCUUGCUCUUCACAUCGUAGUUAUGUUCUUCCUCCUAAAUGGAAGCAGUAAGUUGACAACCACAACGUCGAGCCUGAGGAAUAGCAAGAAGAGGAAACCCAAAUAAAUUUCAAUUUUUGUUUAUCACAAAUAGGUCCCUUCAAACCGGAGCAUAACCCUCGAAAAGUGGACAAAUAUUACCAAAACUGGAGUGAUGUUGGUAAAACGACCACGCGAGGUUGGCGAGUGACGCCGUCAUUCGAACCGCACGCACGCACUCAUGUCCACACAGGACCAACUGACGUUUACGAUGGGUUCUUGAAGAUUUGUAACGAUGCCAUCGACUGGGAGGAGGAUCCGAAAACAGGAAAAGUUCGCCUGAAAAAGCAGGCCAAUCUAAAGGGGCUACUGUACUCAUUUGCAUUCUUUGACUACUUAAAAGAUAGAACAACGAGGCUAAGAUUAAGAUAGGACUAUUUUCUCAAGUUGAUCUCUUCGUCCAUCAUGAUCAACCUCAAUCAUUUUAUGCGACUUGAGAAUUCUUCUACCACUACUCCUACAACACCACAGCGAGCGGCACAAACAGCUGACGCAGAGAGUACCUACCGCGGAAACCGAACAUGACACAGCCCUGAAGCUCGAUAAGCAGGGGGUCUAUGCGAUGUUGAUUCGUGACAACAUCAAGCACCAUUAGGGGUAGUUUUUCACUAUCCCAUGUGGACUAUGCUGGGUGGCGCUUCGCAUGAUCAUUUAAAGGGAUGAAAAUAAGGGGGGCGCAGGGCACUCCGCUCGACUCGGUAUAGUGAAAAACUACCGCUUCUAACACCAGGAAUCAGUGGAGCAAGCGCGCUACGCGGUAGAAUGUGUGCAACCGGAUCCACUGACAGGCCGCCGCGUGGUUCCUCAACUGGACCACCCGGUUGUAAAACUCCUACAAUACCUUGACAAGACUGCUGCAAAGGAAGCGGAUAAGGAGAAGCGACUAAAAAGGCUAGAAGAAGAGAGGCUUGCAGCCGAAACAGCAGCAAAAGAACAGGAGGAAGGACCCCGCGGCCAGCGAGUGGCUGGUAAAGACCUAAUCAAGAUGAGCAUUGAAAAUGAAGCCCGCUAUCGCUGAUUAUUUCGUUCGGGAUAUGAUAACUUUCUCUUUUAGCGACCAAAUAGUGCCUUCGUUUUUCUCUUUGCGCGGUAUUAGUCGUGUACGUUGGCCUUGGCGUUGGCCUGCCUCUUCUAAAUGUUCCUUCGUUCUUGUUGAGAUGUUCUGAUCCAUGCGUCUUUUCUAUCAUGUGACAACAGAUGAAGCAGGUCGCGAACUGGAGAAGUUCAUGUUUGAUGUACUGGUAGAAAUAGUACGUAGUACUGCUACUGAUUAGGUCCUACAUUAGGAUUAUAAUGUUCAUCAAUUCAUCGCAAUUGCAACUUUGAUCAGGUGCUACAAGGGGUUCCGCCAGUCGAGAUGGCAGUCCAUCGAGGAGCCAUCAUGUCACACGCAAAGGGCUUGAUACUGGGUUGCCAACAAAUGUGCAGACGGCGCUGAGAAAGCGACACGAGGAGCGGCGCAGUCAAAUGCUGAAAAAAUUGGAGGUGAAGGAGGAAAAGAGCUGGCGUGUGGCGGUGCACCGCAUGCAAAAGAUGGACAAGCCCCCGCGUUCCUUGGUCGAUUUGAAAAAAGCGGAGAAACCCGGAGCGGACAUGGCCGAGAUUGAGGGCGCUUUGUCAGUGGCCGCGACUCGCGAAAAUAAGGAGUCGAAUCGCGCCGCUGCGCGCGCCGGAAAUAAAGGCCGUGGCGGAGGUGCGGCUAGCGGUGGGGAGAGCAGCUCGCCGGACCCAAUGAGCACGGCUGGCGGCACUACGUCUGGAACCGAGAGUUCCUUCAAAGCAGGAAUGCAGCGUCCACCGCCUCGUGAUGUGGACCGAACGUCCGCCGCGCUUCCCAUGACCAAGAAGAGUAUGAUGACCGGGGCGAUGACCGCAAGUACGCAGCAGCUGACCGCAGAACAUUUUGCCGAGAAGGCUCGCGCCACGCAGCUCCAGACGGCUCGCCAGAGUCUCCUUCGCGGUGCCUCACCCGGCCGCUCCGGAAAGAAGACAAAGAAGUCAGUGAUCGCGAGCCCGCGCAGUUCGGUGUCUCAAGCGUUGACGAGCCGUCAGACCCGCGCUUUGCGAGAGAAGCAAAGCACGCCGUGGGAGCGCCAGCUUCACGCAGAACUUAUUCAUGAGAAAGUGAUUCCCGCUUCGCCACGUCCGUCGAUGUCACGAAUCCAACGCGGAGGUUCUCCGGCUCCGUCUGAAACCGGAAACCAAUCGUUAAGGAAUCCUUCGAGUGCCACGAUCCGCGGAAUGGAUGAUGGAGAUCUCGAAGACGAGAUGAUGAACAAGGCUCUGCAGGAGACCAAGCUGCGUCGGGUGCUCGGAGCUGCUUACGACAAGAUGACACCUGAAGAGCUGGAGAGAGUACGCGCAACCUUGCCUAAAAAGAGCGGACUUCUCAAUGAUCCGGCCGCGUAUCAAGCUGCAAAGUACUCAUUCCACUAUAUUCUCGAUUUGGUUUUUUCUCAGUACCUGGUUACAUUUGAUCGUUACAAGUAAUAAUACAUCUAAAUGAUCCUGAUCUGAUCUUGGUGAUGAACAAAUUUCUUGACCCUUAGAAGUUCUGCUGCGCGUGUACGAAAAACAUGGGGGGCAACAUGAGGGUUUGCGUCGACUCAGAGAUUGACCGGUGAGAGCGAUUCCCUGAAAAUCUUAGAAAAUUAGGAAUAUUUGAUUUUCACAACGAGGACGCCGUGGCUUGAUGCGUCUCAACACCAAUCUAAAAGUCAAAAGGUCCAUUGCAUUGGCGGUCAAGAUGUCUCUCAACGAUGUCUUGAGCUCUGUGUCCUUGCAUAGCGAACCUUGCUCGUGGUCCCCGAGGUGACGACAGGAGUGAUCUUGCUAUCGUAAAUUGUUUGAUGUCCUCUUAAUUGCUCGUGAGAAUUCUAAAUUUUUUUGUUCAUCGAUCAGGCGGCAGUCCCAAGAGAUCCAUGCUGAAAACGAAGCCCAGAAGAGCGUGGCGCUGCACAAUCAAUUCAAAGGGCUCUUUGACGCAUCUCGCACAGACAACAAUGCGGUGACGGACACGCUUGCCGAAGCACUGAAUAUUGUUGGUGAUGGACUUGGCGUUUCCUCAGAGCACGUUGCGCAAGCCUUAAAAUCUGGAGUCGAGAAUCAGGGACUAAACAAGGAUGAGCACUUUUCGAAAGCUAUGGGUGCGGUAUCUCGUGCGAAUGAGCAUCCGGAUUUACAACCAAGGCGAUCAAGCCGAGCCGGCUCACCAGAGCCUUGAUGAACAAAAAAUUCGUUCAAGUUGUGGAACAAGAGUUGGAUAUUUAUAAGAAAGCCUGCAGAUAAAACGAAUAUGAUUAUACUCUCCCUCGGCAAAAUUAGAGCCCCAAGAAGUAGUAGUUGCUCACGCAAAUUCCCCGACGGCCGCGAUUUAGAGACCUAAAAUUUCCAGUUCCAGGGCUACAGAAAUAAUUAUACCGUUUUACUUGUGUGGACGACGGGAGCUGGAGAAGAUUCGGUGGGACCCGAUGAAAACUUCUGCUAGUCGGUGGUACUAAGGGAGCCAGAAAAAUCAUAUCCAGUGCGCGUCAACAAAUAAGAAGCGAGCAGACGAAUUGUGUGCACUUUUAUGAUCAUAUCAAAGACACAACAAAGCGAAACAUCAAAAUAAUUCGUGAUGGAAUUUCCGAGACAAUUAAAGAUAUCGCGUUCAAUCUAAACUGUAAGCAGUACUUCUAUGAUAGAGGUAUCGUAAAAAACUGAUGCAUAAUUAGUGAUAGCUUGCAAGCUUUACGAAAGUGGAGUUUUCAAAUUUGUUUUGCGGUGCCAAGAAGCCACUAUUCAGGUACUCGGGCAUCAACACCACGACUCUUCGCAGGGGAAGAAUUUAGAAGAGAAAAGAUCAUUGAACAUUACGGAAAGCAAAAGGAAUAAUGCCGAUGAGAAGCAACAGCGCAACUCUUGUUUUUAUUGAAAAAAGCCAAAAGAAUUGAAUGUCACAAGCAAUAGGCGAUUUAUUUACUAGUAGAGCGAAUUUUUUCGAUUUAGAUUACCUAAGUACCAUGUACUGUAAACUUCGAGUUCUAUGGGAUUGACACUUUCUCGGAUUGCAAAUAGAGAGCUAUAUGUGAGUUUAGAAAUGAAAGAAAUGAGUUCAGAGAACUUGCGAACAGAUGCAAAGAUCAAC
Molecule: messenger RNA, 6515 nt
Organism: Amoebophrya sp. A25
Lineage: Eukaryota; Dinophyceae; Syndiniales; Amoebophryaceae
Source: the annotation of a GenBank genome assembly